AUGGCUGCAACUCCUACGUUUGAGGGCGAGACUGGGAUCGUUUACGCCAAUGCAUUGCUCCAACACUCAGAGUCAGACACCCCUUCUGUAGACUACCGGUCCUUCUUGGACAAGAUCUGGGAAGCCAUGCCCGCGGAACAAUUCAUUGCCAUGGCCUCGGAUCCAAAGUUCCUGGGCAACCCACUUCUCAGGACACAGCACUUUAUCGGAGCCUCACGAUGGGAAAAGGUAGGUGACGACGAGAUCAUCGGCCGACAUCAGGUGCGCGUGCCGCACCAGAAGUAUACCGAUAGGACGUUCACGACGGUGGCUGUCAAGGGUCACUCACACGGUGCUGGGACAAUGAGAUAUAAAAAGGUGGAAGGGGUGUGGAAGUUUGCCGGGUUAUGCCCACAUGCCCGGUGGUUUGAAUAUGACUACGAUAAGGUGUUCUUGGAUACAAAGGAACAUUUUAACCAGCCUCAGAAUGGAGUAGAUCAUGCUUGA
Messenger RNA from Aspergillus tanneri, 486 nucleotides. It is a transcript of the gene arp1, whose product is annotated as scytalone dehydratase arp1. Gene Ontology annotation, molecular function: scytalone dehydratase activity. NCBI's taxonomy places the organism in Eukaryota, Fungi, Ascomycota, Eurotiomycetes, Eurotiales, Aspergillaceae. Gene Ontology annotation, biological process: melanin metabolic process. The transcript is spliced from 3 exons. The coding region runs from base 1 to 486 and encodes 161 amino acids. The record is from RefSeq and is a predicted model, not a curated record.